This is a messenger RNA of Acaulospora morrowiae, 1698 nucleotides long. NCBI's taxonomy places the organism in Eukaryota, Fungi, Glomeromycota, Glomeromycetes, Diversisporales, Acaulosporaceae. The record is from the annotation of a GenBank genome assembly.
AUGCCAGGUGGUACCGAACGCGAAAGUUCAGUUGUAAACACCAAAUUGAGUCAAUAUAAAAGUGAGGUCACAGAUAGUGUUCAUACAUCUCCGAAAGAAAUGGAAGGUCUGUCGGAUGCGAUAAUGGAGGAGGUAACAGGUGUCACAGUAACGCCGAAUGAAGUAACAACGAAUUGUUUAACGAACACGGAGGCGAAUGAUCCAGUAGACACGAAAAUAGAUGCCUCUGGAGAUGUUAUAAUGCUAGAUUCAUUGGAAGAAAAGACUGGCGAUUCGGUACUAGGGUCAAAAUGUGAUCGAGUGGGUGUAAUCGCGAACGGUCCCAAUGGUAUGGUAGCAGAUGGCUCGCUUGACAAAUCGACUGAUAAUUCAGAAAUAGAAUCAAAAAGCAAUUCCGUAGAUGUAUCGAAGGAUGAAUUGAUAGAAAAAGUGACAAUGGGAGAUACAACUAGUAAGCCGCCUGAUAGUUCAGAAGAAGCAUUAAAGAAUCAUUCGGUAAAUGAUUUGAUGAACAAAUCAGAGUCAGAAAUGUUAGUGGAAAAGUUAACGAAUACGAACAUUAGGGAAUUAUCAGGUGUGACAGCGGAUGAUAAUACGGACUCGAAUGUACAACAUUCAUAUAACAAGUCUACCGAUGAACCAGAAGUGGCAAAAGAUAGUCCUACAGAUACGGCGGCGGAUAGUCCUGAUGGUAUAACUAUUAAGGAUACAUGUGACAAUCAAGUUGAUAAUUCGGAGAUAACGUCAAAGGAUAGCUCAGCGGAGGCAAUCGAACCCACAGAAGAACCAUCGAAUACGUCAAAGAACGAACCUGACAUCAAAGAUUCAUUGGGGGCGAAUGAUUUGCGGGAAGAUUUGGGAAGUGCAACGGUAGACAGAUCAAUUGAUGCAACCAACUCGGAAGGAGUUUUAAAAAAUGAUAGUAAGGACGUGAAGAUAGGAGGUGAAUCGGCAACAUGCGGGUCGACGGAUGCAGUGAGAGAUAAUUCAAAAGAUGAUUGUUCAUCUGGUAAACCUAAUGUAGAAAUGCCUAGCGACAGCCAUCAAGAUGAGAGUGAAGAUUGGAAAGGAAAUAUUAAUAAGGAAUUGAGCAAUUCGGAUCCCAUUCACCAGGAUAAAUUAAUAGACCAGAGUAAAAACCGGGAAGAAAAGGAAGUAAGUAAUAAUUUAGUUAAGGUAAAUGAUUCAAGUACUAAUUUAGUUAAACCGGAUGCUGAGAGGGAAACGGAUGAGGAUUCGAAGUCGAUAAAGGAUAACGCACAUCAGGUGUCACCGGAAGAAAGUGGAUUAAAAGAUGAAGGAUCAGAGAGCACACAGGCCACACAACCAAGUCAAGGGAACUCGAAUGAUAUACCGACCGGAGUAACCUUUAUAGACCUCACCUCCGAUGACGAUAGAGAUGAUAUUAUAACGGUGAUAUCGUGGUCCUCAAUGGAUGCCAAUGUAGACGAAGACGAUCCACCGUCACUGGACGAUUUAGCUGUUUUCGAUGAGAUGUCGGCGGAGGCCGAUGAAUUGGAAGAGGAUGACAUAGAUGACGGAGAUGUGAGAAAAAGUGAGGAUUUUGAGGAAAAGGGAUUUAAAAUUGAUAAUUUGAUAAAGGGUAUGAGUGCUGGUACGAUGAUUAGUUUGAUUGAUAGUGUUAUGCCGUUGAACAAGGGGAAAAAACAUUUGUACUCUAGGAAAAGUGCUCGUUAG